CACACAUAUCAUUCUCUCUCACAUAUCAUCGCCGACAUCAACUGAAACGGAGGAGACAUCGAAGCUUGCAUGCCAUCGGAAGGAGAGGAGACCGUCGCCGACAAUCAUUAUCAUUGCUGUUGAAAAAAAAAAUUAAUAUCAUCAACACCCACUUAUUCUAAAACGUUUUCAAAUUCAAUUUGCAGCAUCCCCGCUCAUGUUUUACCGGAACCCUAGCGCCGCCGGCCACUUCGAUCUUCAUCAUCGCCGACCAUCUCUAUCUUCACAGACGGAUACCCGAACGAAUUUGAAAUUUUGAAGAAACCGACGAACGACCUUCUUUCUGUUCAAAUUUUCAAAAACAAUGAAUGAACAAGAGAAGAUCACAGCCGUUGGUUCUUCUGGAGAUCAACAACCGCAGCCUACCACAGGAUGUCACAUGGAGUCUGCUGGACCAUAAUUGGCUCCGAGCCCUGCGAAUGGCUUCUUAUGGGUUCCUUCUGUAUGGGUCUGGUUCUUACGUCUGGUACCAGUAUCUUGAUCGUUGCAUGCCAAAACAGACAACACAGAACAUUAUAAUGAAGGUUGUAUUGAACCAAAUUAUACUUAGUCCAUCUGUUAUUGCUGUUGUUUUUGCAUGGAAUAAUCUGUGGCAAGGGAAGCUUUCAGAGCUUCCAAAUAAGUAUCAGAAACACGCUCUUCCUACAUUACUUUUUGGAUUUAGAUUCUGGAUUCCCGUCAACGUGAUUAAUUUCUGGUAUAUAUAUCUCUCUCUCCUCAUCCAUUUUGGUUUUGACUUUGCGUAGUUAAGUUAAUCUAUGCAAUGCACAAAUAUUACAGGGAUAACAAAAUCUGAAGAUGCAAUGGCGAUCGUUUUUGGUCUUUCUUUUACAAAAUAUUAAAUAGAAUACAAUUUUAGAAAGGCUAAAAUAACUUUAGUU
Messenger RNA from Helianthus annuus (common sunflower), 920 nucleotides. RefSeq names its product PXMP2/4 family protein 4-like. Lineage: Eukaryota; Viridiplantae; Streptophyta; Magnoliopsida; Asterales; Asteraceae. The transcript has 4 exons. The record is from RefSeq and is a predicted model, not a curated record. The coding region runs from base 348 to 785 and encodes 145 amino acids. Gene Ontology annotation, cellular component: cytoplasm; membrane.